Molecule: messenger RNA, 2013 nt
Organism: Bombus terrestris (buff-tailed bumblebee)
Lineage: Eukaryota; Metazoa; Arthropoda; Insecta; Hymenoptera; Apidae
Gene: Hat1
Product: histone acetyltransferase type B catalytic subunit
Exons: 7
Coding region: 201-1430 (409 amino acids)
Biological process (GO): subtelomeric heterochromatin formation
Cellular component (GO): nucleus
Molecular function (GO): histone H4 acetyltransferase activity; histone binding
Source: RefSeq, a predicted model, not a curated record
UUUGGAACAUAAAAUCCAGUCAAUUCUUAAUCUUCGAAGAGGUUGUAACUAUCCUAAAUAACCGCUUUAUUUUUGGCGCGAAGUUGUUUUAUAGUUAUGUUUACGGAAAAAUAAUAAAAAGUAGUGAUCUAUAUCUAUAAAUUACACACAAUUAUUGAAAGAAGAUUAAUUCGUGUUAUCUAUUUUAAUAUUAAUAUAAUAUGGAAGAUCCAGCUACUGUACGUUUAAAGAAUUUGGUGGUCAGCAGUAAUGAAGCUUUGGAAUUUAAAUUAGUACGUUCUGUCGAAGAUAUAGAAAAUGAUCAAAAUACAUUUAAACCAGAAAUGUCCCAUCAAGUAUUUGGAGAUAGUGAAUCUAUAUUUGGUUACCGGGAUCUCAGAGUAAAGUUAUAUUACUCAGCAGGUUGUUUAGAAACAUAUUUAAGUAUGAGUUAUUCAGAAAAAAUAAAUAAAGUACUUUACGAGGGAGUCGAAGCUGACGAAGUAUUGCCUAACAUUGCUGAGAAAUUAGCUCCACAAAUACAUACCAACAUAGAUGCAUUUAUUGAAUCUUUAAAGAAAGAUGAAAUAUUUAUACCUCAUGGUGAACUGCUACAUUCAUUUUCUAUCAGUGAUGAAAAUUGUACAAGAAAAUUUGAAGUUUACAAAGCAGACAUGACUUAUAACGGUUUUAAAGAGUAUCAUCAACGUCUCCGUACAUUUGUAUUAUGGUACAUAGAUGCUGCCAAUUUUAUAGACAUUGACGAUGAGCGGUGGCAUUAUUUUAAUAUGUUUGAGAAAUAUAUAACAGCAGAUGGUACUGCUCGCUAUGCAACUACUGGUUUUGCUACUGUAUAUCAAUACUAUGCAUACCCACAUCAUAUUAGACCUCGUAUAGCUCAAGUUUUAAUAUUACCACCAUUUCAAAAUAUAGGUCUUGGUACACGUUUGUUACACGCUAUUUACUGCGAGUAUACUGGAAGAAGUCAAGUCAAAGACAUAACAGUUGAGAACCCUUCCGCGACGUUUCAACGGUUAAGAGAUUAUGUGGAUGCAAUGAAUUGCAGUAAAUUAUCUAGUUUUUCACGAGAAUAUCUACUUCAAGGUUAUAGUAAAGCGAUGGGUGAAGAGGCUAAAGAAAAAUUCAAGAUUAAUAACAAACAAGCUCGCAGAGUAUAUGAAAUUUUAAGAUUACGGGCAACAGAUUUAGCAAACGAGCAAGAAUAUCGUAGAUAUAGAUUAGAUAUAAAAAGGAGAUUGAAUAUUCCAUACAGACGCGAACAAAAUGAUUUGGUAAAAUUGGAAUGUGCGUUGAAGAACAUUGAUAAACGUAUGAACAUCACUCUACCUACAUUGGAGCAACGUAUGCAAACUCUUGACCAAGAAUACAACAGUUUAGAAGAAGAAUAUAGGAAAGUAAUUAAACGUUUAGAAAAUGCGGGAGAACUUUGAAAUUUAAUAUUUUUUCUAUUUUUUAUUUUUAUUAAGCUGCCCGUGUAUGAAACUAUUGAUACUGCUUCAAUAUGAAUUAUCAAAGAAAAUCUUUUUUUAUUGAUUCAAUAAAAUUUCUUUUUAUUAAGUAAUUAUAUUAUGUCUAAAUUGUAAAAUGUAAUAUAAUAUGUCUAAAUUUUUAAUGUUUGAACUUGAAAAUUUGAAUGUUAAUUUGAGCAUGCAUCCACUCCUACUCCGACGCACACUCUAUAUUUCAUUCUUUAUAAGGCUUAUUCGAAAUGAACCGGAAGAAGUUCAAAUGGACUCUCGACAUACUCGUAUCGUUCGGAAUCCCGAAACUGGAUUCGGAUAUCAGCAUGAGCCACUGGCAUAUAUUCUAUGGAUACGAAAUUUCGUGAAGCCGCGUGAAGCAAUUUGAUCGCGGCCAUAUUGACUUUAGUAUAUAGCGCCACUACCGGUUAAUUGGUAUACUUCAUUUUUCUAUACUCUUCUUCGCCCUCACAGCAUUCAUCAUUUUGUCACUAUCAUUGACAAAAGACGAGUAUACAGCAUGGAUUAAGAACAGAAAAGAUUUCCUCUCUGC